Molecule: messenger RNA, 1027 nt
Organism: Magnolia sinica
Lineage: Eukaryota; Viridiplantae; Streptophyta; Magnoliopsida; Magnoliales; Magnoliaceae
Exons: 2
Coding region: 350-757 (135 amino acids)
Source: RefSeq, a predicted model, not a curated record
AGCAGCGACGGGGUCGGUGGCAGGGGGAAUAGCCAAUCUGUUUCCCAUUCGCUGAGCCCAUCAAAUCACCGAUUUUGAUAAUUGAAUCUUGGGCUCCACUUGUAUAUGCGAAAAAGCUGAACCGUACGAUACUACCUCCGGCCCCAACGGCUAAUUUUCUCGAGAUCGAGAGAGAGUGGGCGGCGUGGAUGCCUCGUUGCCCUCGAUCUCGUUUGCUCGCCUUUAAACAGACAUUAAUACAUCGACUAAGAGCAUCAUUACAAAAGUUAAAUGCCUUUUGGAGAUUUCUAAAAGCGCCUUUUCUUAUCUUAUCUUUUCUUCUUCUCUAAGUAGAGAGAGAUUUUAGUCCAUGGCGUUGGAGUCGUGGUUCGUGGAACAGGCAAGAGAAGAGCUCCAGAUUCUGGAAUCCCAGCAUCCUAACCGAUUUGACUAUCUCAAGCUUGAGCUCAAGACCUUCAUCUCAGAAUCCGACAAGUUCUCUUCUUCUUCUCGAUUUCUCUCUGAAAAUCUCCAUUCCUUGGGGGAUGACUCCCACUCCACCUCCGCAAGCACUCAAGUGUCAUCUAACAGAAGGAAGAGGAAAGAUUCUAAAUUUCAAGAAUGUGGGGUCGAUUUUCAGAAAUCAAAGCCAAAAAUUCGAAGGUGUGGAGUUGUCUCAGAAGACAGGGUCGACAUGGUCAUUCAGAGGGCUGAGGCGUGCCUUCAGAAAAUCAAAGAAACAAAGGAGAAUUUUCUUAACGGCGGAGAUGUCUUGUAAUUUGUAAAUAAUGACAGAAAAGUAGAGGCGAGGGUUUUGUAAUUUUUUGCACCCUUUCUUUUUCUCUAUGUGGUGAGACAGUGGUGCAACUUUGUACCACUGUAUUACCAAAAGUGGCAAAAGUGGAGUCAGGACUCAGGUUGGUGGAAUUAAGCAGUAGCUUGUUUAGUACUACGGUAGAGUAUGAAUCUUGAUACUCGGGCACUUAGAUGUGGUACACGUGGCAUAAAUUAACUAAAAUUAAACGGUUACAUAGUGGACAUUUGUCUA